Molecule: messenger RNA, 654 nt
Organism: Sclerotinia borealis F-4128
Lineage: Eukaryota; Fungi; Ascomycota; Leotiomycetes; Helotiales; Sclerotiniaceae
Source: the annotation of a GenBank genome assembly
AUGCCAAUCUCUACUCCAAUCUGGUACUCGUCUCCUUCACCAACUCCCAUGACAUUUGAUCAAGACGUACCGUGUGACUUGGAUACCGGUGUAUUCCAAUCUGCCUAUCCAUAUACAACCUGUAUGAUCCCACAAACGGAAAAUUCAUAUACUAUACCGCCGUAUCCAAGUCCAUAUCUUGAUACCAUUGAUAUUUCCACGGUACCAGAAUUGGAUCAAAGCAUUUCGACAGAGAACAGCAGAAGAGGUUUUGGAUCGGAAGGAAACGAGAUGAUUGACGAGAUAUCAACCGAAUUGGAACGAAGUCAAAAUCGAGCCUCUCGUGAACGAAAACCCAAAGCUCAAGGUAGUCGCACACGAGAGACAUCGCAUGAUUCAGUAGACUCGGUGACGGAGAAGACUCCCGCUCAGAAAAUGAGACGGCUUGUACAAAAUCGCGUAUCGCAGAGAAACUUUCGGAAGCGCCAAGCAAACGAGCGCCAACGACUCGAAGAGCAAGUGAAGGUGCUCAGUACUGAGCUGCAUAAUCUUGGUGAUAUGUAUCAAGAUCUACUGAGCCGAUACGAGCAGGCAGAGCGUGAAAAAUCGUCGAGUAGUGAGCUGAUAGGGGGGUGGAUGGAUGGUGCCAGGACUUUGAACCAAUUUAAUCUUUAG